UUCAUGAUAAAAUAACAGCAUUGAGGUUAGUCAAACUUGAGGGGUGGUGUUCACCCAAGCUUGACGAGUCCUGUGGACAAUGGUGGCAUGAUAUUGCCACUUCGGUAGUGAUUGUGGUGCGGUGGCAUUGUACAUCUAAAACACAAACAUUUAUACACUUGUAAACUAUUGUUACCUUGCAUUAAAAAUAAAAUUGAUGAAUGGCCAAGAUUCAAAGAAAAAAAAUUGCCCUGAAAAUUCCCAUUAUACGAAUUUCAAUUAGUAUAUCACUUUACUUUUCCUAUAUUAAGAACACUUCAAACUUAGUGGUGUAAGUUUUCUCUUAGUGAUUAACUGGAACAUCUUCUCUGGCCUGAUAAGGUUCUGAAGGUUCUGGUGCUGAAAGGUCAGAGAGAUCUGGUCCACGGCAGAGGCUGGAAGGUUGAUCGGUCUUGUCAGAGCUUACUCUUGGCUGUGCGCAGGGAGGAAACUAUAUGGGGUGUCGGGGACUGAACCCGAUCCGUCACGUGCAAGGCAAACGUCCUGCCACUGUGGUACUGCUCCAGUUCGGCUGUCUGCGAUGUCUCCAGGUGCCUUCUUCCUCCAGUAUAUUAGUCCAGGCUUCGAAGGGUGUCAGGGUCACAAAGAGAAUAAAAAGCACAACUGGGAAAUGUACUCUGGUGGCGCGACAGGUGCUGGAACACUGGCUGAAACCUAUCUUGAACGGCUUUGUAUGUCUAUCGCAGUGAUUUAAAACAGCACAAGCCCCAGUACGUUGUACUUGCUGUUACCUACCGAGACUAGGGUCAGCCAAAGUAGGAGUGCGAUGUCCAGACGUGGGGGAACUCACCGCUGCCGCUUCCCCUCCCGGAAUCCCGCGCGGGGCGCCUGCAGGUCCGCGGCCGAGCGUGGGGAAAGCGCAGCCAGAGCCCGCGGGCCAGGGCCACGCGCGUGCAGAGGGUCUCAGCGGCGACGCGACGCGAGCGACGGGAGGGCCAGGCGAGAGGGGGAGAGCGGAGAGGAAGCGCCGAGAAGCGAGCCGCGGGCUCCGACCGUCUUGGGGUGUGAAAUCGGGAAGUGGGAUGAGCCUUGGGCUGGCAGGAAACGCGCUGGCCGUGCCCGACGGACGAGGCAGAACGCGACGCGCACCUGCGGCGGGGCCGGGUCGCGGGAGGAGCCCCCCGCCCGCCCCGCGCCCCGCGCCCCGCGCCCCCGCCCCCGGCCCGCCCCGGUCCGCCCCGCCCCCGCGGAGCCGGUGGAAGCCGGAAGCCGAGGAGACGCGGAACUCGCGGCCGAGGGAGAGCCCGGCCCGGCCUCUGCCCCGGGCCCAGCAGCGCGGCGCGAUGGGCACUCGGCGCCGCCCGCAGCCCGAGCCCGCGCCGCGGCUGCUGCUCCUGCUGCUGUGCGGCCUGGCCCCGGGCCGCGCCCUGCGCCUGCUGGACCACCCCGCGCCCGUCUGCGCGCAGCAGGUACCUGCCUUGAUGACAGCUGGAUCAGCCCUGAAAGCCUGACUCCCUCGCCCCCCAAAAACAUCCAGGUCCACCUGCGCUUUGCUUACGUCCAGCACAAGGAGCUGCUCCCCGUGCUUCACAUCGAGUGGACACUGAAGGGAGACGCCAGCUUCCUGGUCCUGAAGGGUGCAGAGUUGUCUGUCCUGCAGCUGAACACCAAUGAACGUUUAUGUGUCAAGUUCAAGUUUCUGACCAGACUGGAGGAUCCUUCGAAGAGCUUCAGCUUCAGCCACUUUGUGGUAGACCCUGGCCAGAAGUAUGAGGUGACUGUUAACCACCUGCCCAAAUCCAGCUCUUACGGGGACCCGAACCACGAGUCCAAGAGCUUCCCUGUGCCCGGCUGCAGGGACCCCAGAAUGAAGACCACCACGCCCUGCGUGGCCGCGGGCAGCCUAUGGGACCCCAACCUCACCGCGGAGCUGCUAGAGCCGCGCCAGCUGCGGGUGGGCUUCACCGUGUGGAACGAGUCUGCCCACUACCAGGUCCUGCUGCACAGCUUCCCGCGCACGGAGAACCGCAGCUGCCUCACGCGCACCCUGGACGUCCCUGCGCCUCCCGAGGAGGAUUUCCACCAGGAGAUGAACGUCACGUUCAGCCUGCCCCAUAGCUGGUGUUGCCGCCACCACGUGCAGCUCCAGCCCUUCUUCAGCAGCUGCCUGAACGACUGCCUCCGCUACUCGGUGACUCUGCCCUGCCCGGCCCCCCCAGGCACUGCAGAAUCAGCUGCAGGUAAGCCAGCUCCCCUCAGCGACGGUGCCAGGGCUGCCUGCAACAUCCCCGGCAGAGCUGGGUCGACCCGGCUGGGCCAGGGGUGGAGGGAGUCCUCAGCACAUCCCGUGCAGAGCGGGGGGCCCAGGGCAGGUGUUGCUGACCUCUCCUGGCGCAUGCCUACUCUGUUCUGUUCUGCAGACUCACUGCCCCUCUGGACGUAUGGGCUCAUCACUGGUGUCGCCCUUCUGCUGGUGGUCUCGGUCAUCCUGCUGACCGUCUGCAUGGCGUGGAAACUGGCUGGGUCGCGCCAUGGAAAGCCGGGUGAUGCCAGCAUGUCCACAGAUGUCCAGCCCCCUGCUGGCCUGACCCCCCCACCCCUGAAGCCGAAGAAGGUCUGGAUUGUCUACUCCGCUGACCACCCGCUCUAUGUGGAUGUGGUCCUGAAGUUCGCCCAGUUCCUGCUCACUGUCUGCGGCACCGAAGUGGCUCUUGAUCUGCUGCAGGAGCAGGUCAUCUCCGAGGUGGGGGUCAUGGCCUGGGUGGGCCGCCAGAAGCAGGAGAUGGUGGAGAGCGGCUCCAAGAUCAUUGUCCUGUGUUCCCGCGGAACCCGUGCCAAGUGGCAGGCCAUGCUGGGCUGGGAAGAGCCCUCUGUCCAGCUUCGCUGUGACCACUGCAAGCCUGCCGGGGACCUGUUCACGGCUGCCAUGAACAUGAUUCUCCCGGACUUCAAGAAGCCAGCCUGCUUUGGGACCUACAUAGUGUGCUACUUCAGCUCCAUCAGCAGUGAGAGUGACAUCCCAGACCUCUUCAACAUCACCUCCAGGUACCCCCUCAUGGACAAGCUAGAGGAGGUCUACUUCCGGGUACAGGACCUGGAGAUGUUCGAGCCGGGGCAGAUGCGCUGUGUCGGGGAGCUGACAGGGGAGAACUACCUGCAGAGUGCCAGUGGCCUGCAGCUGAGGGCGGCUGUGGAGAGGUUCCGGGAUUGGCAGAUGCAGUACCCGGACUGGUUUGAGCAGGAGAAUCUUGGCUCGGCUGGUAACCAGGAGCUCCAGUCUCUGGAUGAAGAAGAGUUUGACGAGCCCCUGCUGCCCACAGGGGGCGGCAUCAUCCGUCAGCGGCCACUGGUGCGGGAGCCCGCCUCCCAGGACUGUCUGGCGCUGGAUCUGCUCCUUGGGCAGGAAGGCAGGGGGGUGACAAGACUGGAAGCCCAGGUGCAGCCCCAGAGGCCCCUGGCGACCCAGGCCCUUCAAACACAAGUGUUUCCUUUGGAAACGGUCCCUCCAGCCCAAGCCAUGGCGCCUGUCCCUCACGGCAUGGUUGGGAGUAGAGCCAUCAGCCGCCUGGCCUUGGUGGAGCCGGGUGAGGCCUGCCCUCUGCUGGAAGGCAGUGGCCCUCGGCGGAACUGUGUCCUCUUCCCGCAGCAAGCAGAGGACCCACCUCUGGGCGGCGCCCCGACAACACCACCCGGCCCGCCCCUGGAUGAUGCCAGGGGCCUAGCUGGGAGCUUGCCCUUCUCUGUCUUCCAGCAGAACCUGAGCUGCCACGCCCAGGCGCUGUGCGUGAGCCCAGCCUGCUCUGAGGAGGAGCAGUCGGACCAGGGCUAUAUCUCCAGGAGUUCCCCACAGCCCCCUGAAGGGUUCGCAGAGGAGGGAGCAGGGAAACCAGCCGAGGCCCUGUCCUCCGAGGACCUGGAGCGCCUCAGGCGUCUCCAGCAGCAGCUCUUCCUCCAGGAGCUUCAGUGGAGCCCCGGCAUGGCCCACCAGGAGCCAGAGACUCCGGCCUUGUGAGGCCCGUGGCUGUGCCGGUGGGUCGGGGCACGCCCUGGUCAUGGUGACUGUCCCUGUUUCAGUGGAGACGUUUGAUUCUGCUCUUUGGGUAUCACCUAACUUUUCUUGUCCGACUGUCUGUCAUCCUCCAUCCCCACAUACUUCCACAGCUAUUCCCGGGAGGUAACCGCAGGGCCCUUGAAUUCCCACCAUUUGUUCAUGCUUUUGUUCAGCAUCUGUUUGUCCCUACUGCAUGCCAGACAUCUGGGCUACACAGAUAAUUUGCACCUGUCUGGCCUUAGCCACCAAGGAGCUGGACAUGAGUAUGCAGUACAGGUUAGCCAGCAGGAUGGCGUGCGCAGUGGGAAGGCUCAGAGGCCUUCCCGGGUUAUGCGAUACUGAGAGGGGCACCUCGCCCAGGGAGACGCCCGGAGAGGGUGAGCCAAAGAUGUGAGUUUCCUAGGCCACAGGACUGGUUGGAGAAGGCGCAUCUGUGGACAGGAGCAGCGUGUGGGGCGAGUGCCCGAAGGCGAGUCCAGCAGCAGACUGCAGGCUGAGUCCAAGCUGGGCAGGCCUGGGGGCCGGGCGAGGAGUUGGCACUUGAAUACGAAGAGCCUGGCAGGCGAGAGGCUCAGAGCAAUCAUACUCCUUCGAUCCUUUGGGAGAGAGGACAGAAAUGUAGAAAUGUUCGGAAUGAUACCCACGGCUGCCAUUAACAGAGCUGCUGCACAGGCCUUCAGCUCCUCCUCGGGUGGGACCGAAGGCUAAUGUGCCCCACCCAGGAUGUCCUGCAGUCGCAAACUGUACCAUACUGCCCCCUGGUGGCCGACUCCCCGGGGCCUCUACUUGGGCCUCUCAUAGAGCACUGAACUUCAGCACUCAACUUCAGCACAGCAGAGUUCUGAAGCCUGGUGAAUAGGAAAUCAGACAUCAUCAGGUGUGUGUGUGUGUGUGUGUGUGUGUGUGUGUGUAGGCAGAUUGCAGAGAGUUUUAAUAAACAAUGAGCCA
Sorex araneus (European shrew) is the source of this 4978-nucleotide messenger RNA. It is a transcript of the gene IL17RA, whose product is annotated as interleukin 17 receptor A. NCBI's taxonomy places the organism in Eukaryota, Metazoa, Chordata, Mammalia, Eulipotyphla, Soricidae. The coding region runs from base 806 to 3991 and encodes 1061 amino acids. The record is from RefSeq and is a predicted model, not a curated record. Gene Ontology annotation, molecular function: interleukin-17 receptor activity. The transcript has 11 exons.